Molecule: messenger RNA, 1338 nt
Organism: Canariomyces notabilis
Lineage: Eukaryota; Fungi; Ascomycota; Sordariomycetes; Sordariales; Chaetomiaceae
Product: arginine N-methyltransferase 2
Exons: 2
Coding region: 1-1338 (445 amino acids)
Biological process (GO): peptidyl-arginine methylation
Cellular component (GO): nucleus; cytoplasm
Molecular function (GO): protein arginine N5-methyltransferase activity
Source: RefSeq, a predicted model, not a curated record
AUGCCCGACCCUUCGCAACCCAACUCAGAUCCGGACCUGGACUCCAUCUCGUCCCGCAUCUCCCCCGCCUGCCCGCCUGAGACACAGCGCAUCCUGACGGCCGCGUGGGCGCACGACAUCGAGACGAUCAAGAAACUGCUCGACGCUCCCGGCAAGGCGAGCUGUCAGGACCCCAACACGCGCGAGACUCCGCUGCACGCGGCAAUCCGCGCCUGCGGACCCCCGACCGACGAAGACGACCCGGCCGACCUGGAACGGGCGAAGAAAACCGUCUACGAACUGCUGCUGUGGGGCGCCAUCUGGAACGAUGUCGAUGACCGCAACGAGACCCCCGGUUGCGUAGCCCGCCGGCUGGGGAGGGAGGAGUUGUAUAACCUGUGUGUGGAGGCCGGGGUGAGGGCCGAGAUGUUGUUUGGGGUCAUGGAGGGGUACGAGCAGCUGGGGAGUGAUGUGGAUGGGGAGGAGAUAGAGGUCGUGGAGGGGGAUGGGAAUGAUGCCAAUGGCGAUGGCGAUGGCGAUGCGAACGGGGAUGAGAGCAUGGUGAUUGUCGGCGAGGAGGAUGGGGACGAGGCGCCCGAGUUGGUUGACGUUGAGGGCUUGAAUGGGCGGGACAGGGAGCCCGUCGAAGUCGAUUCGGAAGCCUACCUGCGGUCGAAACUGACGUACUCGGACGGGAAGCUCGUGGAUGAUGACGGAAACGGGGUCAUGAUGGCGUGGGAGACGGAUAUCAUGCGCCGCAGCGUCGACGCCCUGCUGCCGGGGAAGGAGCCCGGGAAGAGGAUCCUCAACAUUGGCUUUGGCAUGGGCAUCAUUGAUACCAUGUUUGCCGAGACUCGGCCUGCGCGCCACCACAUCAUCGAGGCGCAUCCUGGAGUAUUGGAACACAUUGCCAGCCCGGGAUCCAAGUUUGGAUCGUCCUGGGAAGAAAGUGGUCCGGAACCGGGUGCAUUCAAGGUCUACCAGGGGAAGUGGCAGGACGUGUGCCAGCAGCUUCUUCAGGAAGGACAAACAUACGACGCGAUUUACUUCGACACGUUCGGUGAAGACUACUCGCAGUUGCGCAUGUUCUUCACCGAGUUUAUCCCUGGCUUGCUGGACGGCCAGGGCAUCUUUAGCUUCUUCAACGGCCUUGGUGCGGACCGUCAGAUCUGCUAUGACGUCUACACCAAGGUCGCUGAACUGCACCUUGCUGACGCUGGCCUUGAUGUUGAUUGGCAAGCAAUAGAUGUUGACAUGUCGCAACUGGCCGAGGCAGGCAAAGGCGAAUGGGAAGGAGUGAAGAGGAGAUAUUGGACCUUGGACAAAUAUCGGCUCCCUGUUUGCACGUUCCUAGGAUAA